GCCUCUGGCGGUCGCAAGUCACAGGAAGAAACAGUGGACGGCAAAAGUUACGUUUCCAAAAAAAAACAACCCCCGCUUUGAGUCGAGUGCACUCGGGGAUCACUGAACAUAUUUAAUGAUCAUCCGCACAUAAAGAGGAAUGAUUUAGUCCUGCUUUUGUAUCUGCUGUCAAACGUCGCGCGCUUGAAUUGGUCUCACUCUCCACUUCCGCGUACAAUGUUUUUUUCCAACGACAUGCAACAACUUUAGAACAGGAAGCCUUCAGAGGCGCUUGUCACUUCGUCUCACCUUUUAGGAGAGGAGCCCGGUUUACAGGUGUUGGUGCGACCUACGACAGCAUGGAUUGCGAAGACACACAUAACGGGCGCGGGCCGUCAGGUGCUCAGUGUUCAAAUCCAGCCAUGAACAUAAUUGGAGCAGAGGAUGAAGACUUUGAAAAUGAUGAGCAACCUAUGGUGGAUGAUCAGUGCAGUCACUUUAACAGUAUUGAGCUGUUGAAGUCCAGGCCCACCCACCUACUGGUCUUCAUUCAUCAUGUCAUGUUACAGUUUGACUGUGCUCCUGUGCUAUGCUACCUUCAUGCUGACCUCUUCAAGAACUUCAAUGCCAAAGACACCAAGAAGCACUUUGGGGAAUUCUACAACAAUUUCUUGGAAAAAGGAGCGAUUCUUAAAGUAUCUAUGCCAAAUAACCUAGCCUCUGAACUGGAUCGCAUGCGUCCAGAAAUUAUUAACGAAGAACAACAAAAACGCUUUGCUUAUGAAAUACAGUUCAUGCAGAGUCCAGAGAUACUGCGGCAGCUGGAUGACUUCAGGCAGAAGAGGAUGAUGGGAAUGACUCCCAAUGAGCAUGAACUAAAUGACGUGGAAUCCCAUCGUCCAACCGACCGCAUCCCUAUGGAGAUGAAGGAGAAGGCAGUAGCUGAAUCCUUGCUGGAAAGGAUGUUUGAGGCCAACCCCUCAAUUGUUGCCGACAAGGACAAAAGUAACUGCAUAUUUGGAGCAGUUGCCAUUUAUAUGAAGCACCUUGGCGUCAAGACCAGAGCACUUGACAACAAGAAGACUAAGUCAGGAUGGCGGCCCUCUGUCCCUUCUGUGCUGAAGCCAUGGGGAACCAACAAACCAAACAAAAUAGUCAAACCGUCUGCAUUCACCCAUGAUGGUAAGCAAACUAGAUUGGACUUUGAAGUAAAGCAAACCAAACCAAGCGUCCCACCUCAUCGAGUGUCCAUAAGUGAUAGUGGCACCACUCCAGUGCGGAAACCUGGUGUGGCAGGGUCAGGUAGCACACAUGGCUCGGAGAGCAGUGAAGAGAAGACCAUCAGCGUCAGUGUGACUCCUAGUCCCGACUCUCAGAGUGACACGGGUGUUAACAACAAUCUUUCAGACCCCAGACCAGUUUCAGUGGGGGGAGAUGCAUCUCCUGUCAGCACUGGUGGGGGCAUUGAUAUCCUUCCAGAUGACAGUCAGGACAGUGGCAAAAAGAAGACAAGGAAUGUGCGCCGCAGCGAGAGCCUUUGCGUGGAGCGCCGUCACUCUCGCCGUAGUGGCUCUACCCGGGCCAAGCAGUCUCGCUCCCGUAGCGACGUGGACCUGCAGUCAACUUCCACCUCCCACCCCCUCUCACCCUCCCCACAGCAUUCAGUCUCUGUGGAAGGUGGGUUGUUGCCUGAUGGCCUCGUCACUGGUCCUGUUUUUGGCCCCUUCCCUCAGCAGGAAGAGAUGGAGCCCCGUCUCCUGGAGCUCGAGCAGGACCCGCCCAAUUGGAGGGCCCUUGCUUCUCCUGAGGACUUGAGAAAACUGAGCAAGAAGGAAAUCAAAAGACAAGAAGUCAUCAAUGAGCUGUUUACGACAGAGCAUGCUCAUGUCCGUAUGCUGAGUGUAUUGCAGACUGUGUUUUCUCGUCCGCUGGAGAGGGAAGAGAUUAUUACCGUGACUGAGCUGGCCACCAUCUUCCCCAGCCUCGAUGAGAUCAUAGAGAUGCAUUAUGCUUUCUAUGAGAACCUGAAAAAACAGCGGCAGGAGGAUGAGUACAUUGUCAAAAUCAUAAGCAUGCCACUUCUCAACAGGUUCAGUGGAUCAGAGGGAGAGUGGUUUCAGAAGCUCACAGCACGCUUCUGUAGCUACCAGUCCUGGGCUCUGGAGCAGAUAAAGAGCAGACAGAAGAAGGAUCCCCGUUUUAAUGCUUUUAUACUGGAGGCAGAGAGUAAGCCACAGUGUCGGAGGCUACAGCUGAAGGAUAUCAUUCCCAUAGAGAUGCAAAGACUAACCAAGUACCCUCUUCUGCUGGAAAACAUUGCCAAGAACACAGAUGAUGAAGCAGAAAAAGAGAACAUUAACCAAGCAGCAGAAUCCUGCCGCAAGAUCCUCAACCAUGUCAAUGAAGAAGUUAAACUCAUGGAGAACCUGCUGAUUUUGAAAGACUAUCAGCGCCGGCUGGACACCUCAGGACUGAAACCGAGCAAUGACCUCUACAGUGAGUACAAGAACAUUGAUCUGACCACCAGAAUAAUGCUGUUUGAAGGACCUCUGACAUGGAGGGUGACCAAGGAGAAAGCGAUCGAUGUGCACUGUGUUUUGCUGUCAGACAUGCUGGUCUUGCUUCAGAAGCAGGAUGAUAAGAUGGUUUUGAAGUGUCAGAGCAAAAGCAACAUAGCCAUUCAGGAAGGCAAACAGAUGCUGAGUCCAAUCAUCAAACUAGAAUCUGUUUUCCUCAGAGAUGUGGCCACUGACCCGAAGGCCCUCUAUGUUAUCUUCACUUGGGACAGCGGAGCACAGAUCUAUGAACUAGUGGCUCAGUCCAUCGGGGAGAGGAAAAAUUGGACAGAGGUGAUUAAGACUACGGUCGACGAGUUGAAGAAGAGGGACGGGAAUAAGCUAAACAGAGAAAGAGGCAACAGCAUACCUAGCAGCUUCAUUGGACCUGUAUACAGCCCUUUGCAUCCCCCUCUUAGCCCCACUGAAAAUGGAGGAGACCUGUUGAAAAGUCGCAGUGGGCGAUUUAAAGACAGUCUUACUGAUGAGAAGAGUAGAGAAACUGAUUCUUCACUCAUAGACUACCUAGCAACCAAUGGCUUUGACCUGCUCAGCCAUAGCCACGCCCCUCCAGAGAAGUCUGCUAUUGGUGCUUUGGAUGAAGUCAUGUAUUUGAAGAGGCUAUUGGUCGGCAGUAUUAGCCUGUCAGAUGACUCUCAGACUCUUGGGGAAAAUGCACCUGAAAGCCAGGAGGCAGAUGGAGGUCAGUCGUCAGUGGAGGAAUCCAGCACAGAAGGAAGAACUGAAGAAGAGAGUGGGGGAGAUGGAGGGAAUAAAGGAGAAGAGGAAAGAGGGAUAAGUGCUCCUCUAGUGCUUUCUGAGGAACGCAUGGAGGAGGUGCAGAGGAGACUGCAGACUCUUGGGGAGCAACUGAAGAGAUUGCAGGCUGUUGAGGAGGACCAUUAUAAGUUGCAAGAAGCUCUUGCUAAAUAUUCACUUCAGGGGGGCCAUUACAACUGAGAAACUUCACAACCUGCUGUUACAAGAUUACUGUAUGUGUAUGUGCUGGAUUCAAGACUUCAAGGGAUUCGCUGAUUGAUUAAUUCUGCCUGAAUGUUCCUGCUCUAUCUCUUCUCUCUUCUCGACUGUCCUUUCAGAAGAUAGUCAGCAGGACCCCAGCACUUUCCAUGCCACUGAGAAAUGAAAUGAAGUGGGUGUUGUGAAAUGAUAGUGAUCCUUGCCCUUGAAUGAGUGUGUAUGUGUUUCUGUUGAGAGGUAUGGGAGACAGUCUUGCCAAAAGAUGCCAAAGAAAUGUGCAACACCUAGAGAGAUAUCCGAAUGAAAUGCUACGUGUACAUGUGGAAGCAAUGUAACAUACAGAAACAUGCGCACACAGAUACACACGCAAAGAUAAGCAUGUCAAAAGUAAUUUAGUACCAAAAGACUAUCUAUAUUCAUAGAAAAGUAUAGUUGCCUCUUUGUGAAUGCAGUCUGAUGCAUAUGAAGCCUGCUUCUCAAACUGUAGUUUAGUAGGUUUUCAAUAAGGUAAUUUAAACAGAUAAUGUGCCCUUUUAUUUUUUGCCUUUUUAUUAUACACAUUUCAAGAUGUUCACUCAUCCUAAUAAUUAUUACCGUACUAUAUUAUAUGUAUUUUCCAAAAUAAUAGAUAUUCAAAAGGAUAUAUGUAGAACCGUUGUUGCAUGCAUUGGCCAAAUUGUUGUAAAAUGGAGAGUUAAGAGUAUGGAGCUUUUUUUUUUAACCCUGUUUUUCUUUUGUUUUGUCGUCUUACCAGAAGUUCUGUUGUUGCUCUGUGAAUGAGAAAAGAAGUGCUAAGUAGGAUAGAUCAGCAGAUGGAUGAGCAAAGGAAAUAGAGAGAAGGUUUGAGGAAGGUGGGCUUGCUUUGUUAUGCCUAACCCCUCUGAAGUGAAAACAAGGCAGGCAUUGAUGGCGAGAGACUUCGUCAGGGUUUGACAUUGUGGUUGUGAGGAAAUAUGCACAUAUUAUGUAGCAUUUUGAAUGACCAGCUUGCAGGUACAUCCACACAUCGGUGCUGUCAUAAUGGGAAGCAUGCACAAUGUAUAGCGUUCUCUAAUGCAGGUGUUGCAGAUUGUAUUCUGGUAGGUCAACUCAGAUCUUAGGAUAAUCAUCACACAUUGCCUAUUUGUGUGCACUAUGCAAAUUCUGUGUCUGUGGCUGUAAAUGUAUUAGUCAUUUCUGAUAAUUCAGUUUUUUCUGUCUUUAUGUUCUCCAGUACAAUUACUCUACAGUUUGCAAAAAUAUAGUUUUUUUUCUGUAAUUGCUUGUAAUGAUGUCUCUCAGUUUAUUUUAUUUUAGGGAGUCGUUUUCUUUAAAAGCAGGACCAAAGAAAUUAUAGUGGAACAAAGUUUAGAUAUGUAAACACUUUUGCCUUGCAUGGGGAGGUCAGCUGUAAAUUGGAAUGACUUACUGAGCUGUAAGGGGGUCCGAUCUCGUCGCCCACCCCUUUCCAAACUCUUGAGUGUUCGCCUUAGCUGCUGGGUCAACCCACAAAAUGGUGAAGUGGAUGCAUUGGCUUGUAAAUGUGUUGGCUUAUCCUAUUUAAGACAGAACU
Sinocyclocheilus anshuiensis is the source of this 5064-nucleotide messenger RNA. It is a transcript of the gene arhgef1, whose product is annotated as Rho guanine nucleotide exchange factor (GEF) 1. Gene Ontology annotation, cellular component: cytoplasm. The record is from RefSeq and is a predicted model, not a curated record. Lineage: Eukaryota; Metazoa; Chordata; Actinopteri; Cypriniformes; Cyprinidae. The transcript has 33 exons. Gene Ontology annotation, biological process: G protein-coupled receptor signaling pathway; intracellular signal transduction. Bases 339 to 3494 code for a protein of 1051 amino acids. Gene Ontology annotation, molecular function: GTPase activator activity; guanyl-nucleotide exchange factor activity; G protein-coupled receptor binding.